AUGCUGAUGCCGGAGGAUGGGGAGAGCUCCAGUAAGGGCCGGGGACUCCUUAAAGUGCCGUCGCGAUCGUCAUCCCAGCAGAGGAACCAGUCUUCGCCGACCACGACCGGCUUGAGCGGCGCUACCAUUACCGAUCCGCGGAGCAGCAUCGGCAGCAGGUCCAGAGAGUCCAAGGGAAGCUUUUUGGAUAGACAGCGAAACGGCAGCUCCAGUGGCGAUGCCGAGCCAGCUCGCGCAACCGAGGUUUCGCAGCCCAGCUCUCCAUCAGCAAGCGAGCAGAAACGGAAGAGGAAGAAGAGCAGUGGGUUCCUGGCUCUCCUGGGAUGCUGCGGCGUGCCCGACUCGGCGAACGCCGUCGACUCUCCUCAGGGAAUUCAUAAACUGGAUAAACUACCCCCGAGGCCGAUAACAGCCAAGUCAAGGACGCAGACGCCCCAAGACCAGACCCCGACGAAGCAGAGCAGCGAAAAGCCCCCCGUUCCAGCAACCACCGCUCCCCCGGCCAAGGAUCAUGGCGUCCCGUCGAGCAGCGCUCAGGGCCAGACCAAAGUGGAGGAGGAGCCGACGACUCAAGAAUCAAAAGACGUCGCCCCGGCCGUUACCGUCGACCCUCCGAGCCCUGUAGAGCCGAACGAAGAAGUUCGAGAAAUAGAAGAGGUGGUCGACGACGUGGAGAUGCGAGACGUGCCAGCAGUCGAGGAAGCCCGGGACGUGCAGCCCGAGGUCGUACAACAGGAGGCCCACGAAGCUGCGCUCCCCCCUCCGCCGCCUGGCCCGGCCCCCGGCCCUCUGGUGACCACAGCGCUCCCCCUCACGGAUGAGGGCCCUUCGGCACCAGAGCCUCAGAAGUGGCUAUUGCCACCCAUCACCCCGGAGCUCAAAGGAAGGAAAUGUCUAGUUUUGGACCUUGACGAAACCUUGGUUCACAGCUCAUUCAAGAUUCUUCAUCAAGCCGACUUCACAAUACCGGUUGAAAUAGAAGGCAAUUAUCAUAACGUGUAUGUCAUUAAGCGACCUGGUGUAGACGAGUUUAUGAAGAGAGUCGGAGAGCUUUACGAAGUAGUCGUCUUUACCGCAUCAGUCUCCAAGUACGGCGAUCCUCUGCUAGACCAAUUAGAUAUACACAACGUUGUUCAUCACCGUCUAUUCCGAGAGAGCUGCUACAACCACCAAGGAAACUAUGUCAAGGACCUUUCGCAAGUUGGACGAGAUUUGAAAGACACCAUCAUCAUCGACAACUCGCCUACCUCCUACAUAUUCCACCCCCAGCACGCUGUUCCGAUCAGCAGCUGGUUUUCUGACGCGCACGACAACGAGCUGCUGGACCUUAUACCCGUUCUCGAAGACCUCGCCAGCCCCAACGUUGCCGAUGUCAGCCUGGUCCUUGACGUCACUCUCUGA
Molecule: messenger RNA, 1401 nt
Organism: Trichoderma citrinoviride
Lineage: Eukaryota; Fungi; Ascomycota; Sordariomycetes; Hypocreales; Hypocreaceae
Product: NIF-domain-containing protein
Exons: 3
Coding region: 1-1401 (466 amino acids)
Cellular component (GO): plasma membrane
Molecular function (GO): phosphoprotein phosphatase activity
Source: RefSeq, a predicted model, not a curated record